AUGGGCACAGAUCACGCCGUACGAAGCCUGAUAAACUCUUGUACAGAACUCUCACAAGCGCAAGAAAUACACUCCCGCAUUGCCCAUCCCGACCGAUUCACCCUCAACAUUCUCGUCCAGAUGUACGGCAGGUGUGCGAGUGUCGAAAAUGCCCGCCGAAUCUUCAAUGAGAUUCGACCGAAGAAUCCAUUCUCGUGGGUAAUGAUGAUCUGCGCGUAUACCAGAAAUGGACAUCUCAAAGAAGCGCAAAAACUCUUUGAUGGGAUGGAUCAGAGAGACUUAGUAGCAUGGAAUGCCAUGCUAGCUGCAUAUGCCCAAAGAGGGUACUUAGAGGAAUCCAUAAGAAUCUUUGAUUCAAUGCCCGAGCACGACCACUUUUCUUGGAACUCAAUCCUUUCAGUCUAUAUGGUGAACUCAAAGGUACUGGAAUCAGAAAGAAUAUUUAGACUUAUGCCACAGAGGGAUAUUGUUUCGUGGACAACUAUGCUUGGAGCACAUACGCGGUCUGGACAUUUGGAAGAGGUCAAGAACUUCUUUGACAAAAUGCCUGAGAGAAACUUGGUGUCGUGGAACACAAUGCUAUCGUUAUAUGCCCAAGGCGGACAUGUCUCGGAAGCAAAAAUAUUGCUUCACGCUUUUCCCGAAAGUGAUGUUGUAUCCUGGAAUGCAAUGCUUUUUCUCUAUGCCCAUGAAGGGAAUCUGGAAGAAACCGAGCACAUUUUUUACAGUCGGAUGCUUGAGUGGGACGUAAUUUCAUGGAACACGAUGCUCACGGGAUAUGCGCAGAACGAGCAUAUGGAAAAGGCCAAGAGACUCUUCUCCUUGAUUCCAGAAAAGAACAUUGUCUCUUACAAUGCAAUGCUGUCUGCUUAUGAUCUCAACCUUACUGGUAGCAGCUGCAUCGAGGAAGCCACCAGUCUGUUUGAUCGAAUGCAAGAGUGGGAUAUUGUCUCUUGGAACACUCUCCUUGCUACGUAUGCCCGGAGAGGACAUACUGAUCGAGCUAAAGAAGUCUUUGACAGAAUCCCACAGAAAAACUUGGUCUCGUAUAACACUUUGCUCAAUGGAUAUGCCCAAAACGGGCAUGUCGAUCUCGCUAACUCUCUACUCAACUCAAUGCCAGAGAGGGACGUGGUGUCAUGGGAUUGCAUGCUCUCGGCAUACGCACACGCAGGGAAAGUUGGCGAUGCAAAGGCCCUCUUUGAUCAAAUGGAAACAAAAGAUAUCGUCUCCUGGAACUCAAUGCUGUCUGCAUAUGCCCAAAACGGCCGUCUGGAGGAAGCAAAGAGCUUAUUUGAUCAGAUGGAAGAUAAAAACCUGGUAAGUUACGACGCAAUGUUCUCAGCAUUCCUUGGUGGCGGCUACAUUGAAGAGGCAAAGCUAAUGUUUGACUUAAUUGAAAACCGGGACGUAGUUUCGUAUAACUCAAUGGUGGCGGCAUUUGCCAGAAGCGGGGAUCUUGACGAGGCUAAGGCCGUGUUUCAUGACAUACCGUACAAAAAUGUGGCAUCUUGGAACGCGAUUCUCUCGGCAUAUACCCAGCGUGGACUGGUCAACGAAGCAAAGAAGCUGUGGAUCCAAAUGCCGGAGCUGGACACGAUUUCUUGCAAUGCGAUGUUGGCUCUGUACGCUCACCACGGCAGCGAGUACGAAUAUGCCACGCAUCUCCUACAUUCCAUGAAGAUGAGCUCCAUUCCACUGGACGAAACCUCCUUCCUUUGCGUGCUAGUUUCGAUCAGCCGCACCGGGGAUGUUGGAUCUGGGCGAUCGUGCUUCGCGUCCAUGGUUUCGGAUUUCGGGAUGGCCACGCCCGGGAAGAAGAUCUACUGCUGUUUAGUCGAUCUGCUGGGUCGCGCGGGGCACUUGCGAGACGCACACGAUCUCGUCGCGAGCAUGCCCUUUGUUCCCGACAGUGUGGAUUGGAAGUGCUUGCUGGGAUCGUGCAGGAGCCACGACAACAGCCGCGGAGGGAGCGUGGCGGCGUCACAGGCCAUGCUUGCCGAUCCCCAAAACUCUGCUCCUUACGUGCUUUUGGCGAGCAUUCACCAUCGUACGGAAGUGAAAGACUCAGUCAAAGAUGGUCUUGUAUGA
This is a messenger RNA of Selaginella moellendorffii, 2091 nucleotides long. RefSeq names its product pentatricopeptide repeat-containing protein At4g02750-like. Gene Ontology annotation, molecular function: protein binding. NCBI's taxonomy places the organism in Eukaryota, Viridiplantae, Streptophyta, Lycopodiopsida, Selaginellales, Selaginellaceae. Bases 1 to 2091 code for a protein of 696 amino acids. The transcript has a single exon. The record is from RefSeq and is a predicted model, not a curated record.